AUGAAGAGGAAAGGUCCCCUCGUCAAGUGGCUUGCGAAAGGCGGGGUUUCAAUUCUCCACCAGUGUGAAGAACUUUUUUCAGGAGCUGGUGAUGGAAGUCGUCUGGCCACAAAAACUACGCCUGCACUGAACCCCAUGCCGGCCACACUCUACACAGUGAGAUGUUCCCGAAACGUUCGCUCCAAAUUAGUCUUGGAUGUCGGCAGAGUACUUGUCGAUUCUAUGACCGAAAAACUACACAAAUUGUUGUCUGAUGACCGUGACAAAUCAUCCGGCGAUAAUGGCGUUUUGUCUACCAUAGGAGGGAGGUGCCAGUCCAACCAUAACUGCUUGGCAGCGUCCACAUCCAUUUGGAGGGCGUUGGCAUUGGAACUCCAAGAUUUCAAGUCGUCCGCAAAGGUUGACAUGGACUUGCAAGAACAUCUGGGAGGACGUUAA
Molecule: messenger RNA, 438 nt
Organism: Opisthorchis viverrini
Lineage: Eukaryota; Metazoa; Platyhelminthes; Trematoda; Opisthorchiida; Opisthorchiidae
Exons: 3
Coding region: 1-438 (145 amino acids)
Source: RefSeq, a predicted model, not a curated record